GUCGCCAGAUCUCUUCCUUCUCUCAAAUCAUUCCCAACUUACUUCGCCUGGAGCUCGGGAUCGAAGAACCCUAGAAAGUUCUCUCCUCUUCCUUGUGCUUCACGCUCACUCUUUCGGAUCGGUUCGUGCUUCGAACACGAGAUUUCCACCCCUGUAAUUUCUUCUCCACUCGAUCGAUUCUGGAAUUCGCUGCGAUGUUUCUUCUCCGUAGUUCGCAAGAUUUUGUCGAUCCCUAGAUCUCUGCAUUGCAUGUUCGGUGUGUGGAGUCCCAUGGGGAAUCGGCUGUAAUCGAGGCGCGCAGCUGCUUUGAUUCGUUUUGAAGACAAGUGCAUCGCGCGCUUUUCGUCUCCGUCUCUGCCAUGGAUAAUCGUGGCGACGCCGACGCAACUCCAUUCUUAAGUAUUUUUGCUGCAUUCUCUUAUGGGAUUGCUUCAAUGGCCAUGGUCUUCAUUAAUAAGGCAGUUCUAAUGCAAUAUGCGCACUCGAUGACCCUUCUUACUUUACAGCAAUUGGCUACAACAUUGCUUAUUCACUUCGGAAGAGUCACAGGAUACACAAAAGCACGAGGAUUGAACUUGGAAACUGCGAAAAAGCUCCUCCUGGUGUCACUAUUUUAUAAUGCAAAUGUUGCAUUUGCUCUAGCAAGUUUGAAAGGAGUUAAUAUCCCUAUGUAUAUUGCAAUAAAGAGACUGACACCGCUCGCUGUACUGAUAGCUGGAUUUUUUCGGGGAAAGGGAACUCCUGCUACACAGGUUACUCUCUCUGUUCUUUUGAUUGCUGCUGGAUGUCUCAUUGCAGCCAUCGGAGACUUUUCUUUUGAUCUUUAUGGAUAUAGCAUGGCUUUCACUUCUGUGUUUUUCCAGACUAUGUACCUUGUGUUAGUGGAGAGGUCUGGUGCAGAAGAUGGACUUUCAUCUGUCGAGAUAAUGUUUUACAACAGUUUUCUCUCUCUUCCAGUCCUGCUUUUUCUUAUCAUUGCCACUGGGGAGUUUCCAAGUUCCCUAUCGUUGUUGAUUGCAAAGAGUAAUUCGCUAUCAUUUUUUAUGCUGGUCGUUCUUUCACUUAUCAUGGGGAUUGUUCUCAACUUCACCAUGUUCUUGUGUACAAUUGUCAACUCUGCCCUCACAACAACAAUAGUUGGAGUCCUCAAAGGUGUUGGUUCCACGACUCUUGGUUUUGUCUUGCUGGGUGGUGUGCAAGUACAUGCCCUAAAUGUGACUGGCUUGAUGAUUAACACCGCUGGGGGUGUGUGGUACUCCUAUGCGAAAUAUCAGCAAAAGAAGGGCAAGCAACUAAAGACGAUGACAGAUCUUGAGGCCCACAAAAAAUAGAUACGACUACAAAAGAGAUGUCAAGUCUGGAAGUCUGCAGCCAGACAUCAACUUCUGUGUCCAGUGUCAACCUAGGGAUCCUUUUUAAUGGCAUGCUUUUAGUACAAGAGGUCCAACUAGCAAUUGUAUGUAUUUGUCACCGUGCUGUUGCUUUGCAGAAUCGACCUGGGAGCUUGCACACAGAACGCCGUUAGUGGCAACUAUGAUUUGAUUGCAGCGUACUAUCAUGAUGCAUUAUGCCCGGUGCAUAUAAAAAGGUGGUGCAUCUACUACACUCCGUCAUUCUGCUUAGGUUCGUUUCCAGAGCACCCAUGUGAGUCAGUCUAGGCUACUGAUUAUUGUUUCUUUUUUUUAAUUGUCUUGAUUUGCAGUGGUCUUGCUUUUGUUGUUCAGUGUUGUUGGUUUGAAGCAUCCAUUUCAUAGAAAAUGGGUUAAGAGUACCCCAAGUUGACUGGACACUUUAGAUAAUCAGUUGGCUAGGGUAACUGGGUGUGAAAGCUCUCCUGGGGAAGGCAGGCAAUACACGAGGCAUGUCAUGUAAGCCUGUUUCUGCUUAUUGGGACCCAUCAUGCUUACUGUGAAGAUCAAGGAACCUGGUCUGAAUCAAAUGUUGAAGCUCAGUUCAUCCGCA
Molecule: messenger RNA, 1962 nt
Organism: Rhodamnia argentea
Lineage: Eukaryota; Viridiplantae; Streptophyta; Magnoliopsida; Myrtales; Myrtaceae
Product: UDP-galactose/UDP-glucose transporter 7
Exons: 7
Coding region: 360-1331 (323 amino acids)
Cellular component (GO): Golgi apparatus
Molecular function (GO): antiporter activity; UDP-galactose transmembrane transporter activity; UDP-glucose transmembrane transporter activity
Source: RefSeq, a predicted model, not a curated record